CACAGCCAAACAAUGGAAGCACUUAAGGAAAAUAAGGAAAAGGCCAUCAUAGCAGCUGUUGGCGCUUUCGCAAUUGCUGGUUUUUACUAUUGGAGACAAACCACUAAGCCUGUGAAAAUGAGAGUUAAACAAAGAUCACAAGAAAAGAAGAAGAAAGAUCGUGGAAAAUUCACCAAACCUAAGAAAACAAAGGAGGCUGAUGGAGAAACUUCAGCUUGCGACUUAAGAUCUGAAUACAGAAGGACUGGCAACUGAAAUUCAGAGUUUAACAAGCCAAAAAAAACAAGGAAAAUAGGUGGAAGAAUUCCUAAGCAUAAGAUGGCUGGAGGGAAUGUGUCAGAAUCUGACUUUGAUUAUCAAGAUUCAGAUAACGAGCAAUGCCAGAAUAGAAAGAAGAAGCUUCAUAAAGGAUAUCAACAGAAAAUACAAAGUCAUUAAAAGCCAUAAAUUUGUCCUCU
Messenger RNA from Moneuplotes crassus, 458 nucleotides. NCBI's taxonomy places the organism in Eukaryota, Ciliophora, Spirotrichea, Euplotida, Euplotidae. The record is from the annotation of a GenBank genome assembly.